AUGACAGCACCUAAUGUAAGGAGAGCCUGUGUUGCUGCCAUUAUUCGCUGGAGACCCUAUUUGGAAGUAAAUUCGUCCACAGCCGCUACGCAAGAGCAACAACAAACAGAGAAAUUGGCCGUGUCGCCUAUGGAAUUCCUAAAUCAAUCCUGGGUAAAUGACACCCAAGGCGAGGCUGAAAUUUUAUUUAUACAGCGUGCUUUACAUCCAGGGGAUUUCUGGUCUGGUCAUGUUGCAUUUCCAGGUGGCAAGAAUGAGCCUCAAGACAAAUCUGAUCUCGAUACAGUGAUUCGUGAAUGCAAAGAGGAGAUUGGCAUUGAUCUGAGCUCGCCCAGCUUCAUACCAUUAGGCACAUUGGAGCAUCGGGACAUCAAAAACAUCAAAUUGAACAAGCUAAUGAUGGUGCUGAUACCUCAUGUUUUCUUGCAGGUAUCUGCUAUCACACCACCAUUGACAAUUCAGACGUCUGAAGUAGCCGAAAUACAUUGGAUACCUGUCAAAUACCUUUUAAGAGAGCCCAUUGUGGCCUAUAGCCCUUUGGGAGACGUUGUGGUUGCUCCUGAAAUGCACACGCCAUUUCCACCAUCUGUCAAGGUCGCCGCUAUCCCAUUCUUCAGUACCAAAAACAACAGAAAACCCCACUUAUGGGGGAUGACACUGAGAAUGACACAGGAUAUCUUUGACAUGACACCCUCACACACUGUCAUGACCGAUGAAGAAGCAGAAAAAUACGAAUCAAAGCUAUGA
Molecule: messenger RNA, 747 nt
Organism: Mucor velutinosus
Lineage: Eukaryota; Fungi; Mucoromycota; Mucoromycetes; Mucorales; Mucoraceae
Exons: 4
Coding region: 1-747 (248 amino acids)
Molecular function (GO): coenzyme A diphosphatase activity
Source: RefSeq, a predicted model, not a curated record